ACAAACCGACCUUGUAGUACUACGGAGUAGCUACGAAAACAAAAUCCGCCGCAUCCCUAUCCAUCUCUAUCUAUCUAUGGCGUGACGUCCCUACACAGCCAGACGCACGCAUAUAUACCCCUGACCCGAUAGUGCGAUGUGGUCGAUAGAAGCGGCGAUCGCCAGGCACGAGAGCAUCGUCAUGGAACAACAACAGCAGACCGAACAGCAGCAGAUGGAAGCGGCGGCGGCGGCAGGGAGCGGCGUGGCGGCACCGGGAGCAGCGCAGUCGUCACAGGCGACGGCGAUGAAGGUGGUGGUGGCGGUGGACGCGAGCGAGGAGAGCCUCCACGCGCUGUCGUGGGCGCUGGACCACGUGGUCCGCUUCCACCCGGGCGCGUCCGUCGUCGUCCUCCACGCCCAGCACGGCGCCGACCACUUCGUCUACCCCAUCGCCGCCCACGGCCUGGCCUACGCCCCGCCCACGUCGCUCGACGCCGUCAGGAAGGACCAGGAGGAGCUCUCCAGCAAGGUCGUCUCCCGCGCGCUCGACGUCUGCAACCAGAAACAGGUGAACGCGUCGGCGGUCGUGGUGGAGGGCGACCCGAAGGAGGCCAUCUGCCAGGCCGCGGAGGUGAUGCACGCCGGCCUCCUCGUCCUGGGCAGCCGCGGCCUCGGCAUGAUCAAGAGGGCGUUGCUGGGCAGCGUCAGCGACUACCUCGCCCAUCACGCGCGUUGCCCCGUUCUGAUCGUGAAGCCGCCGCACAAAGCGCACGACAAGUGAAGCUCCCUGCUUUCGAGCCAUCCAGUAGCUAGCACUGCUGAAAGUCUGAAACCUGUUUACCAUACUCUGUUUUGUCGUUAAAAGUGUACUGUCUUGUGCCUCCAAUAACGAUGUGAUAGAGCUCAGUCGUGGAUUCUGGAUAAUGUACUAGUGUGUGGAUGUUUACUGAACAAGUGGUUGUUUAAACCUGAAUCUCAGUUAUGUAUGCGGACUCCACUGUCCCAAAAUAAGUGACUGAUUCUUAUACAAAUUCACUCACUUAUUUUCAGACGGAGGAAGUAUAACAUUUCUCAUAAA
Molecule: messenger RNA, 1060 nt
Organism: Brachypodium distachyon (stiff brome)
Lineage: Eukaryota; Viridiplantae; Streptophyta; Magnoliopsida; Poales; Poaceae
Product: universal stress protein YxiE
Exons: 3
Coding region: 137-763 (208 amino acids)
Source: RefSeq, a predicted model, not a curated record